Molecule: messenger RNA, 821 nt
Organism: Leucoraja erinaceus (little skate)
Lineage: Eukaryota; Metazoa; Chordata; Chondrichthyes; Rajiformes; Rajidae
Exons: 2
Coding region: 66-674 (202 amino acids)
Source: RefSeq, a predicted model, not a curated record
ACAGUGUGGCCCAUCCCUACCACUGAGCACACUCAUCUGCCACUCGCUCCUCUUCGCGACGCAGAAUGGCCGCACUCCUCUCCGAGUUCUUUUCCUCCAGGCGGCCGGCUCCCCCCGAGCACUGCGAGACCACCGGGUGCCGAGCCUGGCAGCGGGUCCGGACAGAGACCAUUCCUAAUGACUUCACCAGCAAACCCUCUCGGCCCUGGUGCAUACCGCAGGCUGUGCAGGAAAAUGACCUCAGCUUCAUCUUCAACAAUGUUGUGGUCAGGGCCUUCCUGGUUGCCUGCCUCAUCAUCAUGAUAUGUUUCUGCAUUAACUAUCUGAAGAAAAGUCGGAUUCAGAAUACACUACUGAAAAUGUGGGAGAAAUACGCCUGCAUUUUGAAAAUAGGGUCCUCCUCUAACAAAAAGUACCAGAAGAACGAGAAGAAGAGGAAAGAGAUCAAACGUUUCCGCAGAGGGCUAGCCAUCCAGGAGAAGAUAAUGCGGAAACUCCAGCAGAUGGAGAUGAAGAUCCGUGACAUGGAGGACAUGAUCAUGAAAUUUGCAAAGAAGAUGACCCGUCGUGUGACGGGCUCGGAGUGCACCAGCCGAUCCUCGAGUUGUAUCUGCUCACGGUGCCACACCCCGAGCGCCUUCAGCACAGAACCGGAAUCCCACCAUACAGUCUGAAGCAAACUCCGACCCAUGGCAGAAACUGUCAAGAGUGAAACUUUCUUCCUGAUCAUGUCAAGGCAACAAUUGAUUGCAACAAAUCACUUAAAUAAUCUUCAACUUGUUGAAUUGUCACAGUAAAGAACUUUUUUAUUGAAUGCACCA